Mauremys mutica (yellowpond turtle) is the source of this 2606-nucleotide messenger RNA. It is a transcript of the gene PRR19, whose product is annotated as proline rich 19. The record is from RefSeq and is a predicted model, not a curated record. Bases 152 to 2233 code for a protein of 693 amino acids. The transcript is spliced from 4 exons. NCBI's taxonomy places the organism in Eukaryota, Metazoa, Chordata, Testudines, Geoemydidae.
AGCAGAGGGAAAGAAACAGCCCCGCCCCUAGGAGAGAAGGGCGGGGCAUUCCCGCCCCGAGGGGCCGGUCAGCCACGCCCACUCCGCGAGGGGCGGGGGAAGCCCUGCUCGGGCAGUUGGAGGAGGGGGGCAUGGAGGAGCAGCAGCCGGCAUGAAUCCCUGCAGCAGAAGAAGGGCAGGCGAUGAUCCCGGCCUCGCCCCCUCUGCCCCCCAGCUGACAGCAUCGCAGCCGGGACACCACCGUGCCGGGCAGAGACCCGCCCGAGUCAAGCGCCGCAGAACCAAACGGGAGCGCAACUCUGCCAAGUUCGGCAGGAACGCUGCGGGCGGGCCUGGCUGCAGGAUGCUUCAGAGGAUGCCAGCCCCGGGCUGGAGCUCGCACUGUGCCGGCCACGCCAAGUCCACCCCUCUACCAGCCAUCCAAAGGGUCUCCGGCUCCAGGCCAGUCAUCAUAACCCAGCACAGGCUCAGCCAGCAUCUGGGCAUGUUUAACAGGGAGGUGAAAUCAGCCGACAUCGAGAGGCUGCUGGAUCCCCGAAGCGAGCGAGAGACGGAGACCGAGACCAGUGCUGCGAUCCCUGGCGCAAUCAGCCAGGCUUGGGACGCCUGCGCCCCUGCCCAGACAUGCGCUCCAGACAGACAGCAUGGGACCAGCACGCCUGCACCCCACGCAGCGGGCCAAGGGCCCCAGCCUACAGCCGCGCCCGCUGCCAGGGAGCUGGGCCCAACUCACUCUGAAACCGCAGCGGUGGAGACAGGCGAGUCCCAGGCUGAGCUCCCAGCUCCCCUGGACGAGAAGGAGAACGUCCCCCCGAGUGGGGCUGAGCCAGGCGGUGCCACCGCUGCCAUGAGGGAGCUGGCCCAGGAACUCCAAACCCAUCUCGACCUGACGUCGACGUUCCCAGGGCGCAACCUGAUCAGCGAAAGGCGCCAGACAAUACUCAGCACCCUGCUGGACCGGCACCAAACCCUGCCCGAUCUCUCUGCCCUAAUGGUGCAUAACAAGCCGUGCGGUGGCUCUGCCCAGGGAGCUCUCAGGAGCCCAGGUGCCAGGGGGCAGGAGCUGCUGUGGGAUACGGGAUCGAGUGGCAGCGGGAACUCUGAACAGGGCAUUUCGGGGAAGAGGAGAAGGGGACAGGACGUGCAGGCCUUCAGGUGCGCCAGCCCUACGCACACGGUCAUUAAAACGGGGGAGAGGAGAGCAACCCGAAGGCAGGACCUGGAAUCCCUUGGCGCACGUGAGCCAUUUGGCCAGCACAGCCUGCACCCCACAGCGGCUCCGUCUGACCACGCACUCUUGUCCGGCUCUGCCCUACACACAGGCACCAUAGCCACCUUCGCCCCGGAAGCGCCAGGCCCCCUGCCCAGAGCCGCUCAGUGCUGCGGGAGAUCCUGGGAAGACAUCUGGGCGCCCAGGACCGGGCUAGAGAGAGCCAGCGUGGCCGUUAGGCCGGCCCAAAAGGAGCAUGGCUCUGAGGGACACGGUCAGGGGCACUGGAUGCCAUUCGCAGCUGGGGAUUCGGGGCGGAGCUCGGGUCUGGCCAGCAGGAGCCCUGCGCGGUGCCCCUUGGCGGAGCGCCCCCAGUACCCCUGUGCCCACUGGCUGAGCCCAGACCUGUGGCAGGUGCUGCAGACCCAGACCCAGAGCAAGCGGCCCCCACCGGAGCUACACGCGUCCCAGAGCAGAGCGAGAGCCGGCCCGGAGACGCAGCCCUCCUUCGAUGUGCUGAGAAGCAUCUGGAGCCCCAACCAGCCCAGCCAGGCAGCAGAGGUCCUGGCCCCCCGGGCGCUGGCGUGGCCUCGGCUGGGGCACAGGGCUGUCUCCUGGGAGCUGUGCUCAGAGCCAGCGCCCCUCCCGCAGGCCUGCUCGCAGCACAGGCAGGGGCCUGGCCUGGAACCGCUCCUGCCCCCCGGCGAGGCUCGGCAGCCCGGGCUGCUGUCGGUGCUGGGCAGGCACGGAGACCACGGCCAGAAGCCGGCAUCCGUGGAGCCCGUGCGAGCCCCCACCUUCUACCAGCCAUGGGACUCCAGAGCCAGGGGGGGAGGCUGCCCCCAUGCUGGGGGGUGGGGGAGCAGGUUCCCCCUGGGGGGGGCCCAGCAGCUGCCCAUGUCCUUCUUCCCCCCCUCGGAGGCGCUGGAGCGCGGCCGCUCGCCGCCGCCCACGCUGCACGGCUACCGGCUGGAGGAGGGCAGCCCGGAGGCCUGGGUCUUCCCCCGCAUGAAGCUGUACUGACGGGGGGGUGAAGGGCUUUGGGAUCCUGGCACCCCCGGCUGGAUUGGGGCGCUCGCUGCUCCCUCCGGCCCCUCGGAGCCCCGUGCGGCGUCCGUCACAGCCCCGCUCUGUCCCCUGGGGUCCCUCAGGCCACCUCCCACAGGGCCCCCCGAGCCGAGCCCAUGUUCAGAGGCUCCUCAAUAAAGCCAGUUGUCAAUGACGGCGCCGUGGGGGUUUCCUUGGAGUCCCCCACGCCCGGCUGGGGGGCAGGUUCCACUUCCCCCGCUCGCCAGCCCCGUUCCCAGGCGCCCACUUGGGAUUAGCACGGGGGGGGGGGGAUUAGCCUGAGGGCCACAUUGGGUUCCCGAGAUUGUAUGGAGGGCCGGUCAGGGGA